Messenger RNA from Capra hircus (goat), 639 nucleotides. RefSeq names its product transient receptor potential cation channel subfamily A member 1-like. The record is from RefSeq and is a predicted model, not a curated record. Bases 76 to 591 code for a protein of 171 amino acids. The transcript has 4 exons. Lineage: Eukaryota; Metazoa; Chordata; Mammalia; Artiodactyla; Bovidae. Gene Ontology annotation, molecular function: protein binding.
CGUAUCAAUACCUGUCAGAGGCUCCUGCAAGACAUAAGUGACACGAGGCUUUUGAAUGAAGGUGACCUGCAUGGAAUGACUCCUCUCCACCUGGCUGCAAAGAACGGGCAUGAUAAAGUUGUUCAGCUGCUUCUGAAAAAGGGUGCAUUAUUUCUCAGUGACCACAGUGGCUGGACUGCUUUGCAUCAUGCUUCCUUGGGCGGGUAUACUCAGACCAUGAAGGUCAUUCUCGACACUAACUUGAAAUGCACAGAUCGGCUAGAUGAAGAAGGGAACACCGCGCUUCACUUCGCGGCGAGGGAGGGCCAUGCCAAAGCCGUCUCCCUGCUCCUGAGCUACGAUGCCGAUGUGGUCCUGAACAAGCAGCAGGCCUCCUUCCUGCACGUUGCAAUUCACAAUAAGAGAAAGGAGGUGGUCCUCACGACCAUCAGGAACAAAAGAUGGGGAGAGUGUUUCAAGGUUUUUAAUCAUUGUUCUCCUACGAAUAGAUGUCCAGUCAUAGAACUGGUAGAAUACCUCCCUGAAUGCAUGAAAGUAAGUUCUAAAAACAAAAUUCCUCUGGGUAUAUGCUUGGCAUGUAAUAAAAUGUGAGGAUUUAUUGUUGUAAUCACAACCUAAACAUAGUAAUUUCCAUCUCUA